UCGUCUCCCCCAAUCUCCCCCUUCUCGCGCGUCUUUUUUAAACCCUCAACUCACCUCCACUUCAGAUAAAUGCUCCCUUCUCUCUGUCUCUCUCUAAAAUGCUUUCUUGAAGAAAAUGUAUGAACCUAUCGAGUCAUUGAGAUAUGGGUAAGGCCGGAAAAUGGUUACGUUCACUUCUGGGCUCAAAAAAGUCGCUUCCGGAAACAUCACUGCCGACAUCGUCACCGCAGCAGGUGGCGAGCAAGGAAAAGAAGAAAAACAAGUGGGGUCUUGUUAAAUUAUCUAAUACAUCUAAUCAGAGAAGCAUCCUUGGAUCGCAGUUCAAAAAUGACGAAGAUUCUUCGGCUAGCCCGUAUGGUGAGGCACUGGAUGCCAACAAGCAUGCGAUAGCGGUGGCGGCAGCAACGGCGGCUGUGGCAGAAGCUGCUCUGGCGGCUGCCCAGGCGGCUGCCGAGGUGGUCAGGCUUACGAGUGGGGAUGCAAGUAGUAGAAGUGCCGUGGCAUAUUUUAGUCACGGCGGCGACAGUGACCGGCGUCGCGUAUUGGCGGCUGUCAAGAUUCAGUCAGAGUUCCGAGCUUAUUUGGCGAGAAGGGCAUUGAGGGCACUUAAGGGACUUGUAAAGCUUCAAGCCCUUGUAAGAGGUCACAUUGUCAGAAAGCAAAGUGCACAUAUGCUUCGUCGCAUGCAAGCAAUGGCUCGAAUCCAGGCUCGAGCAUCUGCACAUCGAGCUUAUGUUUCAGAGUCCUCUAAUCCAGGCGCCAAGUUCUCUGGCACUCAUCAACCCGGCAUUACAAAUCAAAAAAAUUAUGAAUGGCAGCCGUCCAGUGCCAAACACGAUGGCCCUAUCCUCAAGAAAUCUGGUUCCAGAUCACAUAUGAACAUGGGAAACUUAAAACUAGGUUCGAACUGGUUAGAUCACUGGAUGGAAGAAUGCGCAUGGAAUAAUUAUAAAGAUAUGUCCCUUAAGACCGGGUGCUGUGAUGAUGAGAGAAGUGACAAGAUACUUGAAAUAGAUACAUGGAAGCCUCGUUUAAACUCUAGACAAAGUGACAGAAUGUUACAUACUUCACAACGUACUUCGAUUUGGAAUGAAAAUGGACAGGAAUAUGCAAAACCCGACUGCUCCUUUUCUAGGAAUGCAGGAAAAUUUCAGCAACCUAAUCCUAGCAUAUCAUCUGAGGAAGUCUCACCUUUAAAGUCGGCAAAGUUCUAUCCAGAAGGAGACCAAACUGCUGCAUGGACUGCUGAAAACAGCCCAAGAUUACAUUCUCCUUCCUCUAGGCCUAGUAGCAGUAGAAGUCGAAGAGGACCAUUUACGCCCACAAGAAGUGAGUGCUCCAAAAGCAAGUUCGGUUAUAACAUGGGUCAUCCCAAUUACAUGACAAAUACGGAAUCAUUCCGGGCUAAAGUUAGGUCACAGAGUGCCCCAAGGCAAAGGAUGCAGUUAGAGGAUCAUGGUGUGAGCAUGAAGUUUGGUCACAGUCCUUGGGAUUUCGACACUGUUUCUGAAAAGGGUUCGACCUUAUCGACUAACUACAGGAGGAGAACUUAUCUCCAUUCUGGUCAAGUAAACAGACAACGGACUCCUAUUCGUGGCACUGCUGUCGGGUUUAAUUCUUCUUACGGCUAUGGUCUCUAGUCGAGGUUUUCUUUCGAUGGAAAUAAUUCGACUUGAGCAUGAUUUCAGAAAGCCAUCGGACGUGUCGAUGAAACAUAGAUUUAGGAUUCUGAUCCCAGAAGUGUGAAGAUGAGUGUGCUAUUUUACCUUUUUAUUUUUUUCAUGGUUUGACUUGUAAUGGAUUAUAUGUUUGUUGUUAUAAAACAAUGUUGUAAUUAUGUUUGAUGAGAUGAAUAAACAAAAUGGAGAUCAUAUUGCUACA
Olea europaea var. sylvestris is the source of this 1881-nucleotide messenger RNA. Its product is annotated as protein IQ-DOMAIN 31-like. Bases 144 to 1640 code for a protein of 498 amino acids. Lineage: Eukaryota; Viridiplantae; Streptophyta; Magnoliopsida; Lamiales; Oleaceae. Gene Ontology annotation, molecular function: protein binding. The record is from RefSeq and is a predicted model, not a curated record. The transcript has 4 exons.